GGCUGACCAAUAUCUGGCAACCUUAGAACUUGUCGGCAAAACGUCGGGCACGCGUUUGGCGCUUUUCUGUUUGUUUUCCCGAGCUAGCGUGGCUUUCUCACGAAUUCUUCAAAAUGACGACGGUUACGGUGGAAAUGUUAUACAAGAGUUUUGGCGUGUUAGCAGAUGCAAAAGACAAAGCUUCUGAGCAUGUAGAUUGCUAUGAGACAAUUUUAAAAGGCGUACAGGGAAACCAAUCUGCGAAAAGAUUAUCAGCGCAGUUUAUUUCAAGAUUUUUCCGAUAUUUUAAAGACAAAUCGGAAGAUUCCCUCAAUGCUAUCAUGGAUUUAUGUGAAGAUGACGACUCUUCAAUCAGGCGAGCUGCUAUUAAAGAAAUACCCAACAUAUGCAAGUAUGAUCCUCUUCAAAUCCAGCGGCUGGCUGACGUCCUUGUGCAACUGACCCAGACAGAUGAUAACAGUGAAUUGAGCUCUGUUAAUAUUGCGCUUGUUGCUCUGUUCGAACUCGACGCAAGGGAUACAUUGAAAGGUCUUUUCUCUCAAAUUCAGCAAGGUGAGGAUGUUAUCCGGGAACGUGCUAUCGGGUUUUUAUGCAACAAGCUGAAAACAUUCUCCGAAUCUGUCAUGACAAAAGACGUUGAGGAAUAUGUGUUGACCGAAACGAAAAAGAUAAUGGAGGACGUCACUGGUGACGAAUUUCAACAACUUAUCAAAGUCAUUUCAUCAUUGAGUCACCUUCAAACGUUCCAAGGUCGUCAACAAAUUCUGACCAUUAUUAUCGAAAAAAUUACAGAUGAUGAAUUCAGCGCUUCAGAUGAAGAUUCCGUCAGCAAAAUCAUUCAGUGUAUGAAAAUCGCUCAACCGUUAUAUUCAAAGAACGUUCAUUCGUCGUUAUUUGUUAAAUAUGUUUGCGAAAACAUCGUUCCGAAGUUGAAAGAUAUUCAAGUCGAAGAGGAGAAGAAAGAAGAUCGGCGUUUGGAAAUUAUCAAGUUUUUAGCCGAAAUGUCACCGUUUAUUGGCGAUGGGUCAAAGGUUAUCAGUUCUAUUGAACCGUUGUACAAAGUUCUCAUUGAAUACAUGCCGUUGCCACCAGAGGGAGAUGAUGAAAAUUCAACAACACCUGGGGACCCUACCCUUAAUUUCUCAUAUGUUGAGUGUCUUUUGUACGCCUUUUACCAGUUAACUUCAAAAAAUCCAGAUUUUCUCACAAACGAAGAGGUAGAGGAACGACUCAAAGAUUUCCGCAAGCGUUUGCAAUAUUUUGCAAGAGGAUUGGCACUCUACAUCAAGCAGUUACGUAUGGCUCUUCAAGGAAAAACACGCGAACAACUGAAAUCAGAACCGCAAAGCAAGCUAAAAGUUGUUGCUCUUAAAACUUGCAACAAUAUCAACACUCUGGUAAAAGAUCUGUUCCACAAUCCCCCAUCUUACAAAUCCUCGAUCAAUUUAUCUUGGAAACCUGCAACAACAGAAGCCGACCCAAAACAAGCUCAAAAACGACCUGCCAGCACCCCUUCUGCUACAAACGGGGACCAGAAACGUACCGGAAAAGGGGAUCGACAGCUUUAUCGCACUCCUGGUGGGAAAUACAGCUCUGGAAUGGAGGGGGGAAGGGGCAGAGAUGGAGGGGGUUUCAGAAGACGUGGGGGAGGCAGUGGAAGAAGAUACCGUUGAAAUGCUCAACUUGAAAGCGUCAGCAGAAAAGCUUGAAUUUUGGUGAUAAAUGACACGUUUUUUUUAAACUGUUUUGCAUUUCUAGAAAGCGGUAGCGCUAUUUCACAAGCUCGAUUUUUGGUGAUAGAUAUUGCUAUUUUCCAAAAUUUCAUUAGUUAUGCUGAUCUUGUCGCAUUGUCUGUCAUAAUCGGAAAAAUUUGAGUUUUUAUUUCAUAAGAAAAACAGUUAAAAAUUUAAUAGGCUAAUAGGUGACACAAUCUAAUGAGUGAAUGCGCAUAAUGUACUAUCAUACUUCUCUAUAGAAUCAGUAGCUUUGUUACUUGAGUGAUCUUUGCUGGCAGAUGCGUUAUAUUCACUUAUGAGUGAGUGCACACGAUAAAAUGGGCCACUUUCAUUUCUGACUGAGAAAUUGUGUGUGGUUUCAUUUAUUGAUUUUGAGUGAAUUCCCGCAAUAUUUAACCAUGAAGUUCGCUAUCCCAUAUGAAAAGUGCAAGUUUGGGUUUGAUUUGCAAAAUGAUUUGCUGAUUAUUGCUGACGAUAUACAGUUCUCAUAUGCGAUAUCUUUAUAUAAUUGCCGCCAAUGUUGUACUGACUAGUUCUAACUAUAUAUUAAGAUUAGGAAACGUUCUGUGGCAUAUUUCAGUCUGUUUUUCUAGUGUGUUUGAUAUGUUGAUCUAUGGCAGUGUUCUCCAACCUAUGGGCCGCGACUCAAAGCUGGGUCGCCUGAAAAUCUUCUUGAGUCGCUUAAUUUUUAGAUAAAAUUUCAUAGCAGCGUAAAUUUGAAAUAUAGCUUAUACCGUCUUGAGGGGAUAUUUUGCAUACUUGUCUGAAUGUCCUUGACAACUGGUUUGAAUGAACUUCUCCUUUUUAAUAGUAAUUUUAUAAAUUAAUGAAUUAGAAAACACUGUUUUAUGUGCCUCAUAUUUCUUAUUUUACAUGGAUGUUUUGCUGAAAUUUUUUUGACUGAAUGCAUUGUGACUGUAUAUUGUUAUUCAAAAUUUAAUAGCCAAUUGUUGAACAAGGACACAAGUAUGCCGGCUCUUCGGCUUGUGCCAGUUCAACCCCAGUGUGCCAUUGUACUCGAAAGAUAUUUCAGAAAUUUGGCAGCGGAUGCCAGGCCAAAAAAAAAAUUUCAGUUUGUCUGACUAAAUGUGUGUGGACUUGUGUGUGUGUGGAAUAUCCUGGAUUUUUGUCUUUUAGAACCUCAAGACUUGAAAUCCCAUGUUUUUUCGCCUCAGACGGACCGGACUGCUGUUACAAUCCAACUUGGGGAUUACAAAUUUCAGAACAUUUCGAAAAUUUCUGGCGCCUCUGCCACCGAACACCCUAGCUACUCAAAUAAACUGCUUGUAUGUUAUGAAUACCCAUAGUAAAUCCAAAUACAUGGAAUUUCAGCAUCGAAAAAAAAGACAAAAAAUUUAAAUUAUAAUUUUUACUUGAGCUUCCUAUUUUACCAAAAGUUUUUCAAUUUAGAUUCUGAUGUCUGUCAAAAAAAUCUGCUCUGCUGUUUGUCUGCCCGACUUUAUUUUGUUUGGGACUUGUGUGUGUGUGUGUGGUUAUAUUCUGUGUCCCUGUCUAUGAUUUCAACCCUAGCCCUCUGAUCUUUCCUAGCUACCUAAAUAAGCCGGUUGUAUCUUAGCAUUGUACGCGCGCAUGAAAAAAAAUAAAAUUCAUAUUUUAAGUCUUUUGCCGACUUCUUGCUUUGAGCUAAUUACCCACUAAGUUUUCAUAAUACAGAUCCUGAUGUCAAGAAAACUGGUCUUCCCAACAUGCUACUUAUACAUCUGAGUACAGAGUAAAACACAUCUCGAAAAAUAAAGAGAAUGAUUUUUUCGUUUACGUCAUUUUGUCACCAAUGUUCAAGCUGAUUUGCUGGCGUUUUCUGGAUGAUUUUGAUGAUGAUUAUCAACAUUUAAAGGCGGACAAUUUUAUAAAGAACAAUUUUUAUCUCGUGUAAUUCGUGCUGUAAUAUUUGUUAACUGUUUCAUAAGACAUUUCUUGCUCUAAUAUGCCCUCUCGCGGAUUAUUUCUUGACAUGGCAGUUUAUUAAAUAACUUGAGUAUGGCGAUUGCUUUUGUUAAGAUAAACAAAAGAGCUAUACUGAAAUAUUUGGACAGUAUUUAAUUAGACCAUCUUCGAGAACUGAAAAUUAGUUGCAAAGAAAAGUGAUCUUUCACAACAAUUUAGUAAAAUAAUUCAUACAUGCCAGUUUUUUUUUUUCAAUUUCACUUUGAUUUUGUGUAAUUUUUAUGAAAAUUGAAAGUGAUUUUUUAUUUAUUAAAUGAUAAUUCUUAUGUAUCGGGAUUUAUGUGGGUUAUUUAAAAGUGUAUCCAUGUAAAAAUUAGAAAUUGACAUUUGGAUAACUAGCUUUUUGUGUUUUGUAUAAGAAUGUUAGUUCUGAAGUUUCAUAAGGAAUAUUUCAAAUUGAAUUGAUAUACUGCUUCAUGCUUAAAAUCGAGGAAUUUUUAUUCGACAGUAUUUUCAGCGCUGCAGCAAUCUGAAUCAUAAACUAUUCAUACUAGUUAAAUGCUGCAUACCAAAUGUCAAAUAUAUAAUCUCAAAGUUUGGACUCCAUAUUGCAGACUUAUGGCCAUCUUUAUAGAAUUGUGUCUCUUAGAUGUGAUUUUGUUAGUGUAUCUAAAUUGAAAUGUCGUUUCAUAUGUGGAAUUGUGGAAUUUUUACUCAAAUUUUGUUACAUAUUUGGGCUCUUUCAGUGAUGUAUUUUCAUUAUAAAACUAUCUACACUAGUUAUAUGCUUCACUUCAGGUCAAAAUAUUCGGCUUUUGUAUUGUGUGUCUGUGACUAAGCGAUUUUUUUGUGAAAUGGUUUUCUAGCUUCAGUCAAUUUUCUCAUUUCUGAGUGACCAUCUUUGUGAAAUAGUAUGUACCAGUACUUUGCUCUAAUUAAUUAGAAAAUGAAAACUGUUUUAUAUGUGAAAUUAGUCUAAGUUUGAUUCGAAAGUUUUUUUUGAAAUUGUAACUAUCUUUAAUAUUCAUAAUUUCACUUGAUAGCAGAUUUUGGGGCUUGCAUAUUCAAAUUGAAAAAUUUUGAUCAAAUGGUACAUAUUGUGCAUAGUUGAUUCUUCCAGUUUUUUCACUUAUUCAUGAUGUUUAUUCCUGACUAGUUUUUUAAUAAAUAAUUUGACAAGUCUUCGCUGAAAAUGUUAUUAUGAUUUAAUACAAAGCAAUAAUUGUCCAAUAUCCAGUGAUUGUCAGUCAUUUUGAGCCAUUGCUUGGAUAAAGCUAAAUUUAUGGAAUGUACUGCUUUCGUGUUUAAUGGUGAUUUUUCUCCACUCAGUAGAAUUGUAUUUUAUACUCAACAGGAUAGUUUGAGAACAUAAAAAAGGGAAAUUGGAAAUUUCGCUGUUGCAAAUUAUACUUUUUUUCAGUGCUGCAAAUAUUACGUUUUAUAAACAGCACCAAAGGGAAUCUUUUUUGAAUUAAAUAGCAUAAAGUGUAAAUAGUAUAUUUGGAAUGCCGUUUUCUUGUUUAUUUGCUAGGGCGCCUAAUUUUUCUUCAAAAUAGUGUAUGUAGCAACUCGGUGUUUUGGGUACCCUGUUUAGUAAUAAAAGUGUGACUCAAUUGUUAGUCCAAUCAUUGUAAACAAGCAUAGCAUUAUAGUUUAAUACUUGAAUUUAAUGCCUUAGCUAACAUGUAGCUGUGAAAAGCGUGACCCCAUAUUUUGUCCAAUUAUUCUUGAUAAGAUAGCAUCAUAAUUUUAUACUGAAAAAUAUGUCAUCGACUUUAAUGCUUCAUGUGCUAUGUGUAGUAGAAGUAGAUGAUUCUGACUUCAUUUUUUGUCCAAAUAUUUUGCGACAAAUGUAGCAACAUAAUUAUUUAAUUAUGUCUAUUAGAGCUCGAAACUAUGUGAAAUACAUGUUUUUUCGCACCCUGUGUAGCAGAUAAAGUGUGACUUCAUUUUUUGUCUUAGUAAUAUUGACACGUGUUUUCUUCUGAGUGAUGCCUCGAACUGACAGUGAUUCUUACAGCUGGUUGAUUCAAUAGGCAUUUAUAAUUUAAACUCAGCAACACUGUAUCUUGCCUUGACUUUUGGUAAAGCUGUGGAUUAUUUUUUAAAUUGGAAUAAAUUUGUACAAAUCCGU
This is a messenger RNA of Styela clava, 5775 nucleotides long. Its product is annotated as apoptosis inhibitor 5-like. Gene Ontology annotation, molecular function: RNA binding. Gene Ontology annotation, cellular component: nucleus. The record is from RefSeq and is a predicted model, not a curated record. Lineage: Eukaryota; Metazoa; Chordata; Ascidiacea; Stolidobranchia; Styelidae. Gene Ontology annotation, biological process: negative regulation of apoptotic process.